CGCGUUCGCACCAUAGAGCUUAACGCUGUUCUCUCCAAAAACCUCGUAUAAUGGACUCACUAAAGGGACUUGCAAAGAUGGGCGUUCGGCAGCUUCUGCUGCAAGCGCUCACAUUUGCAUCUGUCCUGGCGUCGGGCCUGAUGAUGUGGAAGACACUCGGGCUGCUAUGCAACACCGAGUCGCCUAUCGUUGUGGUGCUUAGUGGGUCCAUGGAACCUGCUUUCCAACGAGGAGACCUGUUGUUUCUUACAAACUUCCCGAACGAGAAAUUCGAGGUCGGAGAUAUCACAGUAUACAAGCUACCUCAUCAAGGGAUACCCAUCGUACACCGAGUGAUCGAGGCCCACGACGACUUCUCCGAAACCUUCAGCUCUACGGUGUUGGACCAGUUCCUCCUCACAAAAGGGGACAACAAUUCCGAGGACGAUAAGGUGCUCUACGGGUCGAAGAUGAAGUGGCUUAAGCGGAGCAACGUGAUUGGGCGCGUGAGGGGGUUCCUCCCAUACGUCGGCUACGUGACGAUCGUCCUCAACGACUUCCCACAGUUGAAAUACGCCCUCUUAGGUGGUCUCGGCCUGCUAGCGCUGUUCCAGAAGGAAUAACACCAGAUACCCUUACGUUCGGAAGUGUAAUACCAUAUCAGUGAG
Dacryopinax primogenitus is the source of this 647-nucleotide messenger RNA. RefSeq lists its product as uncharacterized. Gene Ontology annotation, cellular component: membrane; signal peptidase complex. The transcript has 6 exons. Gene Ontology annotation, molecular function: serine-type endopeptidase activity. The record is from RefSeq and is a predicted model, not a curated record. Bases 51 to 602 code for a protein of 183 amino acids. NCBI's taxonomy places the organism in Eukaryota, Fungi, Basidiomycota, Dacrymycetes, Dacrymycetales, Dacrymycetaceae.